AUGGAAGGGAAGAACACAAGUAAUACCCAAGAAUUGGAGGACGAUCCUCUCGGGCGAACACCAUUGCAAGUUGGCAUCGAAGUAACCAUUGCAGUUUUAAUAUGCAUCGCCUGCAUUGUUGGCAACUUCGUAGUUGUGGUCGCCAUUCAUAAAACUCCUCGUCUCAACACUAUCACUAAUAUGCUGGUCGAGAAUCUUGCGUGGACAGACAUUUCCAUGGCAACGCUGCACCUGCCAUUUUGGAUAGCUAGCAUGCGCAGUGGUUAUAGGUUAUUAGGUCCGGUGGCUUGCAAAUUUGUUGGCUUUUUCGAGCUAGUCUUUGGCACAGCAUCGCUUCAAACGAUGGCAGGAAUUGCAGUUAAUCGAUAUUUCAGCAUCGUGAAAAGAAAUUUGUAUGUAAAGUAUUUUUCAGACCGUAAAACAACGUAUGGGAUUAUUGUUUCCUCGUGGGUUUUUCCUCUCCUUGCAUGUAGUCCGCCUCUGUAUGGCUGGGGAACUAUAGAAUUUUGUGACAAAUUCACCGAUUGCACCAUGGGAUGGCACUUGAAGGAUAUCUCCUACAUUAUAUUUUUACUGACGGUAGCAAUUUUUAUAACAAUGAUCAUCAUAAUCUACUGCUAUUCCACCAUAUUCAGAUUUGUAAGACAAAGAUCCCGCCAGCUUCAAACUCACAACAAUUUAGGUGAUCAAGACUAUCAACAAAGGAAAGCAACAACGGAAAAAGAAAAUAAGAUAAUCAAAGUAUUCGUGGCUGUAGUUUGUUUGUACACUUUGUGCUGGACACCAGUUUGUGUUGUUGGUUUUUGUGAAUUGUUAGGCUAUACAGCCCCCCGUUUCGUUUAUAUUAUUGUUUAUUACAUGAUGUUUUCAAGCAGUUUUUGUAAUCCGAUAAUCUACGGUGCGUUCAAUCCACAGUUUAGGAUGGCUUUCAAACAAGUACAUGCUGCUCUGAAUACAUCAGAGGGUAAACCUUCAGGAAGGUCAAAUUCAGCCCAUGGGGAGUCCAGUGGGGGGGGUCUGGUCAGGGCGAGAGGAAGAACAAAUCUUGACAAGGUUCUUCCAAAAAUACAGCGAACUGAAACGAAACUUUAAGUCAGUCUAUUCUUCAUUAUUAA
Molecule: messenger RNA, 1115 nt
Organism: Stylophora pistillata
Lineage: Eukaryota; Metazoa; Cnidaria; Anthozoa; Scleractinia; Pocilloporidae
Product: G protein-coupled receptor 161B-like
Biological process (GO): G protein-coupled receptor signaling pathway
Cellular component (GO): membrane
Molecular function (GO): G protein-coupled receptor activity
Source: RefSeq, a predicted model, not a curated record